Messenger RNA from Rhodofomes roseus, 2280 nucleotides. RefSeq lists its product as uncharacterized. Gene Ontology annotation, biological process: carbohydrate metabolic process. The record is from RefSeq and is a predicted model, not a curated record. The transcript has 14 exons. Bases 95 to 2200 code for a protein of 701 amino acids. NCBI's taxonomy places the organism in Eukaryota, Fungi, Basidiomycota, Agaricomycetes, Polyporales, Fomitopsidaceae.
GCUUGGAGGUAUAAAGCAGACGGGGACUAAUGAUGACUGCUUCGUGCACGCAUACGUCUGGAGCGGAGUAACAUCAUUCGCGGACACAGUCAGGAUGCGCCUACUCGAUAUCGCUCGGCGGCCUCUGCUGGCCUGGCUUGGCCCGCUUUCUCUCCUCACCUCUAGUGUUCCCAGCACACAUGCGGCUAACCCGGACAAUUCGACUCUGCUCGAUCCGUUAUAUACUCGGCUUCCGACCGGAGCCGUCAAACCUUACGGAUGGGCAUUGAACAUGGCUCAAGUACAGGCGAACGGGCUUGCAUCCCAGCAGCCAAUAUGGUUCAGCUAUGUCAGAGACUCAGUCUGGUUCGGAGGGAUGCUGGAGUACAGCGAAAUGCAGGAAGCUGCGCCGUACUGGUACAACGGAUGGGUCGGACUCGCGUACCAGCUCCAGAACGAGACGCUCCUCAACUACACGCAAACUUUCCUCGACUACGUGCUCGACUCGCAAGAGUCCUCCGGCAACUUCGGCCCACCGCCCUUCAAUACAUCCCUCCCGGUCCUCCUCUGGCCGAGAUACAUGAUCAUGCUGGGGCUCAUCCAACAUGCAGAAGCAGAUCCGAGCCAGGCAACUGCCAUCAACGACCUCAUGCACAACUUCGUCUCCUACGCAGCGGAGCGAUUCGCGGCUGGCGACCUCGGUACGGAAGACCUCGGCGAGCAGUAUGGCUACCAGCAAGUCAGAUGGGAGGAGCUCGUGCUCGUCUUGCAAUGGCUGUACGACAACGACCCUCGGGGAGAAGAGCAGCAGCUCAUAUCUUUGAUGCAAGCUGCGCGCGCACAAGGGUACUCGUGGAAGGACGACUUUUACGUCGACAACGGUACUUUCCCGAGGGAGGCCGUGUCCGCAGCUGACUCUGGCAUGCACAACCAUGGCGUCAAUGUUGGUGAAUCGCUCAAGUCCGAGGCCUUAGCUUGGCGCAUGACAGGCGAGCAGAGCGACAUCGACAGCACGUACGACCGCAUCGACAUGCUCUGGCAGUACCAUGGUCGCCCGCAAGGCAUCUUUGGCACGGACGAACACCUUGCAGGGCUUGGCCCCUCCAGAGGGUCCGAAUACUGCACGAGCGUGGAGACGAUGUUCUCCCUGGAGCUCAUAUACGCUAUUCUCGGAAACCCCGAGUGGGCAGACCUCACUGAGAAGAUCACGUACAACUCCUUGCCCGCGCAGAGUACGCCGGAUUGGUGGGGACACCAGUACCUCCAGCAGACGAACCAGAUCUGGGUGAGGAACCAUACAGACGGGAUGGCGUGGGCAACGGAUGGGUCCUACAGCAACGUGAUGGGAAUGGAACCGAAUUACCCUUGCUGCACGGUAAAUCACCCACAGGGAUGGCCUAAGUUCUGGGCGAACAGCUUCUUGCUCGCCGAUAAUGGAACAUCGCUCGUGCACGCAUUCCUUGGACCUGCGACCGUCUCAACGACCCUAGCGAACGGCACAACCGCGGAUGUAACCGUCGACACGCUCUACCCCUUCGGCUCAACGCUCUCGUACAACAUCACCGCCUCCGCGCCAUUCACGUUCUACAUCCGAAUCCCCAGUUGGGCGCAGAACGCCAGCAGCAUCAGUGUCAAUGGUGCGGCGGCCUCCCCGCUCUCCCAAGAUGCCUCCUCCACGUUGCAGAGCGUGUACGUCGGCGCCGGCGAGACCACCGUGGAGCUGUACCUCGAAAUGCAAACAGAGAUUGAGGAAGGGUUGAACGGGAGCAUCGCAAUCCACCGGGGGCCGCUGUUUUACGCGGUUGAUCUUGCAUACAAUGACACUGAGACGGCAGCUCUUAGGUCUACCGGCCCAUUGGACUUCCUCGAGACGCUACCAAAUGUUCCUGCGUCAGACCUUACUCAGUACGACAAUAACACGCAUGACCACACCUGGCUCCCUACUGCCCCGUGGAACAUCGCUAUCGACCCCUCCACACUCACUUUCCACGAGGAGAGUGUCGACGAGCUGCCCUACUAUGUCUGGGAUACCGGCGCGCAGCCGCAGUCCAUGACUGCGCUCGCGUGUGAGAUCGACUGGCCCGUCGCGUCGGGCGACGCUGACUGGCCGCCUCAGAGCCCUAAUGCGUGUUUGGGCGAUGCAUUCAAUGUCACGCUGCGGCCGUUUGGCGGGACGAGAUUGAGAAUCGGACAGUUGCCGACUGUGUCGAUCGGUUCGUGAUUAGUUCAGAAAAUUGCCUCGUAUUCGAGUGAGAUAGCGGUGUAUAGACUAAUUGAUACAGAGUGCCUCUGCUAUCGAGA